AGGACGGUUCCAAAUACUAUUGACUUAUAUCUAUAUCGCAGCCAUUUCCUCUAUAAAUAUACGCACCUCUCUCAUUACCUUCCACAGCUUCACUUUUUCUUCAAAUCAUCACCUCACUUUUCAUCACUCUCUCAAAUUUCCUAUUCAUUUAUAAAAAAUUAAGAAAAAUGGGAAGAGCUCCUUGCUGUGACAAAAAUGGACUCAAGAAAGGUCCAUGGACUGCAGAGGAAGAUCAUAAGCUCAUUUCUUAUAUUCAUCUUCACGGACCAGGCAACUGGCGUGCCCUUCCCAAGAAUGCUGGUCUUCAAAGAUGCGGUAAGAGUUGUCGUCUCCGAUGGACGAACUAUCUCCGACCUGACAUCAAGAGAGGAAGGUUCUCUUUUGAAGAGGAAGAGACUAUAAUCCAACUCCAUAGUCUCUUGGGAAACAAGUGGUCUGCUAUAGCUGCUCGUCUGCCUGGAAGAACAGAUAAUGAAAUAAAGAAUUACUGGAAUACCCACAUCAGAAAAAGGCUUCUCAAAAAUGGAAUCGAUCCGGUUACUCACGCUCCGCGUCUCGAUCAUUUCGACCUAUCCUCCAUUCUAACUUCAGCUUUGUGUAAUCCCUCACUGCUCAAUCUCUCCACCUUGUUGGCCACGCAACCAAUUCUAAAUCCACAAGUUCUAAGGCUAGCCUCUACACUACAGUCAUUAAGAGAGGAGAAUCCUGAUAUGUUUUUGCAGCAUCUUCAAGAUAACCACCUGCUUAACGGCUUGCUGGUGCAAAACCAAGCCCCGUUAUUAUCAGAAGCUGCUGCUAAUAAUCAUCAAUUUGAAAAUGCUACUCCAAGCUUUUUCAACCAAAACCAACUGGUGCAGUCCCAUGCACAAAUUCCAUCCCAAGAAAACAGUUUAAUGCAGCAAAAUUAUGUGUACGGUUCUAACAUGGAUCCUACAGUUUCCGAUGUGCUUCCCGAUGAGAGCUUAAGUUUCCAACCAGUGAACAAUGGAUACCAAAAUUAUAGCAUUGAAUCAACGCCUAUGUCGAGUCCAGCUCCUUUGAAUGAAGAUGAAAGAGAAAGCUACUGCAGCAGCUUGUUAAAGUUCGAAAUUCCGGAGAGUUUGGAUCUUGAUUACUUCUUGUAAAUAUUUUCUGUUGCAUAAUUUGAGUUGUUCAAACAUUAGUUUUGCUUAGUUUAGUUGUUGCAGCUUUCUUUUAUUUGUUUUUUUAUUACAUAUACAUAAAGAUUAUACGUCUGGUUUUUGUUUUGCUUAUUGUAAGGGAUUUGUAGUUGAUGUUCAUAUAAAUAUAAAAUUUGUUUAUUUUGUUUUA
Messenger RNA from Mercurialis annua (annual mercury), 1311 nucleotides. RefSeq names its product transcription factor MYB41. Bases 168 to 1124 code for a protein of 318 amino acids. NCBI's taxonomy places the organism in Eukaryota, Viridiplantae, Streptophyta, Magnoliopsida, Malpighiales, Euphorbiaceae. The record is from RefSeq and is a predicted model, not a curated record. The transcript is spliced from 3 exons.